This is a messenger RNA of Penicillium mononematosum, 1707 nucleotides long. RefSeq names its product MDM34 family protein. Gene Ontology annotation, molecular function: lipid binding. The transcript has 2 exons. The coding region runs from base 1 to 1707 and encodes 568 amino acids. NCBI's taxonomy places the organism in Eukaryota, Fungi, Ascomycota, Eurotiomycetes, Eurotiales, Aspergillaceae. Gene Ontology annotation, biological process: mitochondrion organization; phospholipid transport. The record is from RefSeq and is a predicted model, not a curated record. Gene Ontology annotation, cellular component: ERMES complex.
AUGGCGUUCAACUUCAACUGGUCGCCGCUUAUGGCGGACGCGAGUUUCUACACUCGUGCUCAAGACCUUCUGACUGCUGCUCUCAACAAAUCGCCUAAGCCGCCGAUUAUCGUCGAUGAUAUUAUCGUGACCGAGUUAAACCUAGGCUCGAUCCCUCCCGAGUUAGAGAUUCUCGAGAUCGGCGAUCUGGCGGAGGAUCGGUUCCGAGGGAUCUUCAAAAUGUCAUACACCGGAGAUGCCUUUUUAACGUUAAAGACGAGAGUCCAGGCGAAUCCCCUAAAUACAUAUCUCAUAACACGCCCGUCGUUCACGUCGCCACUACCGUUGGCUGCAGCGACUCCCCUUACUAUUCCCUUACAUAUAACUCUCUCCGAUUUCAAACUUUCCGGUUUUGUUAUAUUAGUCUUCUCCGAGCAGAAAGGAAUCACGGUCGUCUUCCGAAAUGACCCGCUCGAGUCACUUAAGGUCUCCUCCACGUUCGAUUCGAUCGCAUUCGUCCGUGACUUCUUACAAGGAGAAAUCGAGGCUCAACUCCGUAUACUAUUUAUAGAUGAGCUACCAGCUAUUAUCCAUCGCCUAUCGCUACAGCUAUGCGAUCCAGAAUAUCGGGUAGAGGAGAUACAGAACCAGAUGAACACAACCCCCACUCCCACUAAAGGUCCCGGACAUGACCCUCUUGUGACUCCGCCGCAGGAUCCCGUGGAUUCAUUAGGAAAUGUGUUAGAUGAGUCGGAUAUUGCAUCGUUAUCGUUAGACUCAGCCGCCGAAACCCACUCGCUGUUCUCCCAGAAGAACCUCCUCAGUCUAGCAACCCUGACGAAUUCCCAGCGCACACUCUCACUCUUCACCCCGUCGAUUCAACACGUUGUAUACCGUGCAUGGACCUCUUGCGAUCAGAACGAUUCGUCUGCCAGCGUUAUAUCGCCAAUAAGCCCCGCUCUUUCGAGAACUCAGUCACAGACCGGCGGCAUAUCUACUUUCAUAGACAACGCGAGUACAAGCUCAGCCCAGAGCAGGACGCCCACCGGACCCACUCAGUCGUUUAGCAGCAAUGGUUUAAGCUUAGGAGCCGGUCGCCAUUCCAAAGCACAUACUAGAAGGCGAAAGAAGCGUGUGGUGGAUCUCCGCAGUCGCCCAACGACACCCAGCGACUCUGCUAGCGUGAGCGUGAGCGAUGAAGCCACCUAUACGGAGAGCGCUAGUGCUCCUUCAGUCAUUUCCGCUCCGCUGCCGGCCGUCCAUGAACAGCCCGACGACCCAGUUACCCCGCCAUUAUCGCCUGAGAGUGACCAGCGCCUCCCCGCUAUCCCCGAGACUAUCCCCGAGAAACGUCGUAUAAGCCUCUCGCGCUCUCUGCCUCGCCACGAUCUUUCCGGUGAAAUCCUCUGUGAUCGACCUGAACCUUCUAAUCCUCGAAACCCCUUAAAGACUGACGAUGUGAAUGUGACUGUUGGAAGUGUCCGCCCUACACCUCACCAGGAAGUCGGUCCGCCUUCGGGCCCUACACGACAGCUUUCCACGGCAGGCCUUCCAUUUCCGCACGAUAGCCUGACCGGUAACAUUGUGGACCAAGCCUUCGUCGAAACACUGGCGGGUGAAGUUGCGCGCCGUAUGCGUGACGAGAAACUGAUGGCACCAAAUUCCUGUGGUUCUUUUUGGGGCCACGGCUUACCGGAAGAAACACCACCACCGGCUUAUGACCACUGA